Messenger RNA from Saprolegnia diclina VS20, 3968 nucleotides. RefSeq lists its product as hypothetical. Gene Ontology annotation, cellular component: membrane. NCBI's taxonomy places the organism in Eukaryota, Oomycota, Saprolegniomycetes, Saprolegniales, Saprolegniaceae. The transcript has 2 exons. Bases 13 to 3915 code for a protein of 1300 amino acids. Gene Ontology annotation, molecular function: ATP hydrolysis activity; ATP binding; ABC-type transporter activity. The record is from RefSeq and is a predicted model, not a curated record. Gene Ontology annotation, biological process: transmembrane transport.
CGCAGUUUUGGAAUGCUCGGGCACCAGUCGACCAAGUACCAGACCUUUGCCGACGCCGAGAAGGCGACGACAACGCACCCGCUGGAGGCUGCCAACUGGGCGGCGAAGCUGCUCUUCUCUUGGGCAGCUCCGCUCGUGCCACUCGCCAACAAUCGCCCGCUCGAACCCGCAGACUUGUGGCCGCUGCAAGCGUCCAGCAAGGUGCACACGGCGGCCGCCAACUUUGACGCCGAGUACCACGUGCAUGGCCAGAGCAUUGUGAGAGCGUUCUUUGCCGUCUUUGGCAAGCGCUUUGCGUUGAUUGGCGCGCUCAAGCUGCUCGCGAUGGUUGCGGACCUCGCGCCGCCCGUGCUGCUCUACCUCAUUCUACGCACGCUGGCAGCACCGUACGAGAUGCAGACACUACUGCUCUAUGGCGCCAGCCUCGUGCUCGCGUACAUUGUCAAAGCGUUUGCGCGGGCGCACGUGGUGUUUCAAAACGCGGUCGUCGGCAUCCACUUGACAUCGGCGCUCCGGCACAUGCUCUUUGAGAAGGCGCUCGGAAUGCACUCGAGCUACGUUGUCUGGGCGCAGGAGCUGAGCCCAACGACGUUCUCGACCGAAGUGAUGCAAGUUGCAGACAUCGCCUUGCUCGUGCACCGGCUCUGGCUGCUGCCACUUCACCUUACUGUGGGCAUGGGUCUGCUCUACUAUACGAUGGGAUCGGCGCUGUAUGCUGGCAUGGCUGUCGCGUGCGCAUUGCUUCUGCUCCACGGCCUUGUGACAGCGUGUUAUAAUGCGUCGGCCCACAGCGCGGUGCACUCGCAGCACAUCAACGCUCGCAUGAAAGAGCUCCACAAGGUCCUCUCCAACAUGGAAAUGGUCAAGUGGAAUGGCUGGGAACAUGCGUGCGAGCGAGCCGUGCUGCGUCUUCGCGACGCCGAAGAAACCGCGCUCGGGCGGCAUCUGCGGUUUCUCUGGCUUUCGAGUACCCUCUUGGCCUGUGCCCCGGCCUUGAUCGUCCUGGCGAUCUUUGUCGCGCAUUCGAUCCUCUCGCCGGGCCACUGGCCUGCGACGCUGGUCUUUCCGACACUGGCGCUCGUGCAUCUUUUGCAGGCACCGUGCGCACUCUUCCUCGAGACGGUACAGGCCAUUCUCCUCGCCUGGCGCGCGCUCCAGAGCAUGCAGUCGGUGCUGCUCGUCGAGCAAGUCGACGACACGAACGUCGUCACGGUGGCCGAUCGCAACGCGGCCAAGUACGCACGAGAUCACACGGUCAUUGCGAUUCACGACGGCACAUUUCAUUGGCACCGCGAUGCGCCCAGUGUCUUGAGCAAGGUCCGGCUCCGCGUCACGCGCGGCGACUUUGUCGUAGUCCACGGAGCACGGGGCACGUCAUCGCUCUGCGCGGCGAUCUUGGGCGAGAUGCACAAGGCGUCGGGAACGGUGUUUCUCGGUGGCUCGAUUGGCUACGUCGCCCAAAAGCCGUGGGUCCAGCGCCUUCUGAGCAUCCGCGACAACAUCCUUUUCGGCAAGGCGUACGAUCGUGUCAAGUACCAGCGCGUCAUCGACGCGUGCGCGCUCAAUAUGGAUUUUUUGACCUUUCCGCUCGGCGAUCGCACCGAGCCCGUGCUGCAAGGACCCAGCGCCAAGACGGUCGUGCUCUCGCCAGCCCAGGAGGCGCGCAUCAGCCUCGCCCGCGCGUGCUACAGCGACGCCGACAUCUACGUCGUCGACAGUGUCCUCGCGGCCAUGGACGCCAACGUGGCAGGCCACAUCUUUCGACAUUGCUUUCUCGGUGUCCUUCUGCACAAGACGCUUCUUCUGGUCUCGAACGACCCCGAGAUCAUUGGCUCCAAGUACAUUGAUGCCACCAUUUGUGUCGAUGACGACGGUAGCGUCACGAGCGCACUCAACUCCACCCGUGAAAAGCUACCCAAGUCACCGAUUCGGCGCAAGAAGAGCCAGAAAGACCACACCAACUUGGACGUUGUGUCGUCGCCGCCACUACCGACGCCGCCGCGGCGAGUCCCGUCGGGCCCGAUGGCGUCACCACCGCUGCUCGUGCCGCAAGUCGAGCUGACGCCGAUCGCAGCCACGUCCGCGGCCUACGUCUUUACGCCCAAGGAAAAACGCGUCGCCCACAUUGACGAAGCGACGCAGGUGCGCCGUAGCCUCGUGCUAUCCAGUGAAGACGACGGACUGCGGAGCCCCCACCGGCGCGUGCCGUCAUCGGUCGUAGCGGCGUACGUGGAUUGGCGCCACCGGCGCGGCACAGGCCUCGCGCUGCUCGGAUGCGUGCUGCUUGUGCAGCUCUUCCGCGUCGCCAGUGACCUCUGGCUCACCCAAGUGGCCUUGCCGUUCAAUGGCGACGACACAUGGCUACCACGGCAGCUAAACACUUUGAGUGACAAACUCGGCGGGCUCGAGCUACGAGUGGUCGUCUACAGCGGCCUUUUGCUCACAAGCGUGUGCUGCGUGAGUGCCCAAGCCUACCUCGUUCUCGUGCUGGCGCGCGCCGCCGCCACACGCCUCUUUCAGCACCUUCUGCACCGCGUUUUGCGGGCGCCCUUGGCCUUCUUUGACACGUACCCGCUUCGUCGCCUCCUGACUCGGUUCCGUGACGACGUGUACAUUUGCGAUGUCCAUAUGCUGUAUGCGCUCUCGCCCAUCCUCGUGUUUACCUCGACGCUCUGCGGGACGCUUUUGACGGCGACGGCGCUGCUCCAAGUGCUCGGCGUCCUCCUCCUGCCGUGGGCCAUUGCUCUCUGGCAAAUCGCGCGCGACGCGAUCUUACCCGUGCGGGAGCUCCAGCGAUUGAUGCAGCUGACACAGGCGCCGCUGAGCACGCUUGUCGCUGCGUCCGUCGAAGGCAGCGUCACGAUUCGAGCGUUCGGCAACAAGCAGCUUUUGCGGUUCUAUCACCUCCACCACGAGAAGAUCGAGGCAUUUGCCCAAGCCCGUUUUGCGGCGACCGCGGUUCAUGCUCGGACGUCGUUGCACUUGCAGCUGCUCGCGGCCGGGCUCCAAGCGACACUGCUCCUCGGUGCCCUGCUCGUUCGCGGCCAGUACAGCCCACCGGUCAUCGGCCUCCUCAUUACUUAUAGUCUCGCGCUGCCCGUGCACUUGGACUGCAUGGUGCACAUGCUAGCGGCCCUUGAAACGUGGAUGAGCGCGCCCGACCGGCUUCUCCUCGCAGCGCAGCUCGAAGACGAAUCGCCCGCGGAUGCUGCGACGACCUAUUCGUUCCCCAACGGCCGCAUCACAUUCGACCACGUGGCCCUCGCGUACAAGCCCAACGACCCGAACGUUCUCAGCGACGUCUCGCUGGUUAUUGCUGGCGGUGAAAAAAUUGCGUUCUUCGGGCGUCCCGGCGCUGGCAAGUCGUGCAUCGCGUUUGUCCUCUUCCGCCUCUAUGCACUCGUCGACGGCCGCGUCUUGAUCGACGACGUUGACGUGGCCGAUGUGGAUGUCAUAUCGCUGCGAAGGUCCUUGGCCAUCGUGCCUCAGUACCCGACGUGGCUGCAUGCAACGGUGCGCGGGUUCCUCGAUCCUGACAGCCUCUACCUCGACGACACGGUGGUUUGGGCCGCCCUGGAGCGCGUGUCGUUAGCCGGCGCUGUUCGAAGCGUUGGCCUCGAUACGCCGAUGGACGGCGACCACGUCUUCUCGCUUGGCGAUCGGCAAUUGCUCUGCCUUGCACGUGCCAUCUUGCGCCAGGCCAAGAUCCUUGUGGUCGACGAGGCGUCGCCAGAGGUCGAGGCCACGCUCCAGAGGGUGCUCGCCGAGAGCUUCGCUAGCGCCACCGUUCUCGUCAUGACGCAGCACAGAGAGGUAGCGCUGCGCUGCGACCGCGUCGUGCUCAUGGACGGCGGUGACGUUGUCGCUGUGGGUUCGCCGACGGACCUCCUUCCUGUUCCACAACCGGCGACGUGACAGUGCCAUUCGAAAAUCCCAUAAAUUGCCGUAAAAUACACUAUAAUUCCGUA